GUGUCCUUCUCUCUUUCCUCCUCAGAGCUACACAAGUCAUCAAAACAUCACAGUGAGAUAGCACAGAGAAGAGAGAGAGACUCAGAGCAAUUAAGAGAAGAGAGUAAAAAGGCUAAACCUUUUGUCUUUGUUAUUCGCAAAGACUCAAAGACUCAACCUUUUUCCCACCCAAUACUUGGCUCUUUCUCUCCAACCGUUUCAGAGAGAGAAAGAGUUACAGAGUCGAAUGCGCUCGAUUGACUCACCACCAUUGCCAUUUCUCAUUUUCAUCGCCUGCCCUUUUCAAUUCGGAGUCUUUGGAGCUCAAUCCCAUCUGGGUUUCUGAUUUCUUCAUCUGGGUACUAGUCGUUCUUGGUUGUUUCAAAUCAUGGCUGCCACUUCCGUCGCGUCCCCUCUCUGCACGUGGCUCGUCGCCGCUUGCAUGUCGGUCACGUGCGACGGGGAGCCGUCACGUGCCAAGUUGCGUGGUGGUGGUGGUGGCCGGAGACGGAGGCUGGCCAAAUGUAGCAGCAGAAGAUGCUUAAGUAGUAGGGAAACCAUGGCUGUUGCUGUGCAACCUACUGAAGAGUUAACAAAGCAGAUGAAACCUGUAACAAAGCAGAGGCGAGUGGUUGUGACAGGAAUGAGUGUGGUGACCCCACUUGGUCAUGAUGCUGAUGUUUUCUACAAUAAUCUGCUCGAGGGUGUUAGUGGCAUCAGUGAGAUAGAAGCUUUUGAUUGUUCCCCAUUUCCUACGAAAAUUGGUGGAGAGAUCAAGUCCUUUUCAACUGAUGGAUGGGUAGCACCAAAGUUCUCCAGAAGAAUGGAUAAAUUCAUGCUUUAUUUGCUUACUGCUGGAAAGAAAGCCUUGGUAGAUGGUGGAUUUACAGAAGAAGUCAUGGAGAAAAUUGACAAAACUAAAUGUGGGGUGUUGAUUGGUUCUGCAAUGGGUGGAAUGAAGAUCUUCAAUGAUGCAAUUGAAGCUUUACGGGUUUCAUAUAAGAAGAUGAAUCCUUUCUGUGUGCCUUUCGCAACUACAAAUAUGGGUUCUGCGAUGCUUGCAAUGGAUCUGGGUUGGAUGGGCCCAAAUUAUUCAAUCUCCACUGCUUGUGCUACAAGCAACUUCUGCAUUUUGAAUUCAGCAAAUCAUAUCAUUAGAGGUGAAGCUGAUAUUAUGCUUUGUGGUGGUUCAGAUUCAGUAAUGAUACCUAUUGGCUUGGGAGGCUUUGUGGCAUGCAGAGCACUUUCACAAAGGAACAGUGAUCCAACUAAAGCAUCACGACCUUGGGAUACUAACCGUGAUGGGUUUGUUAUGGGGGAGGGAGCUGGAGUGUUGGUUCUAGAAGAGUUAGAACAUGCUAAGAAAAGAGGUGCAACCAUAUAUGCAGAGUUUCUUGGAGGAAGCUUCACUUGUGAUGCUUACCACAUGACUGAGCCACGUCCUGAUGGGGCUGGAGUUAUUCAAUGCAUAGAGAAGGCAUUAGUUCAGUCUGGCGUAUCUAAGGAAGACGUAAAUUACAUUAAUGCACAUGCAACAUCCACACCCGCUGGAGACCUUAAAGAGUAUAAUGCUCUUAUUCAUUGUUUUGGCCAGAAUCCUGAGUUGAGAAUCAACUCUACAAAAUCCAUGAUUGGUCACCUGCUAGGAGCAGCUGGCGCUGUUGAGGCUGUUGCUGCGGUACAGGCAAUACGAACUGGAUGGGUUCAUCCAAAUGUCAAUCUGGAAGACCCAGAUAAGGGUGUGGAUAUGAAAGUGCUAGUAGGCCCAAAGAAAGAAAGACUGGACAUUAAGGUGGCAUUGUCUAAUUCGUUUGGGUUUGGUGGCCACAACUCAUCAGUUUUGUUUGCGCCUUACAAGUAGUAAUACAGAUCUAGUGACGUACUCCCAACUUUUACUUGAAUAUCACUGAAGUGAGCACCCAGGAAGUCUCUUGUAUAUGAUCCUGUUCAGUUGGGUCAAUUGUGGCUAUGAAAAUUGAAUUGGUUGGACAGCUGAUCACUUGAGAAGACUGUUGAGGUGUACCGGAGGAGAAUUUUAGGAGCUCACCCUAUGGUUUAUCAAAAAAUACUUUCGCUUAUUGUUGUUAGAAAAAUUCCCCAUGUCCUUACUUAGCCACAGUAGGUUUGAUCUUAUGCGGCAGUCACUGAAACACCUUUAGCAGUAGUUGAUUUUGGUUUUCAUGUACAAGUAGUUGGCUGAUCGGAUAACCAACUGUAUGAAAUUUGAGUUGUCAGUUGCGUGACUAUUGUGUUUCUUAGUGCUUCUUGUAUUGUAAAUUGUAGGUUGGAAUCUAUUUCCGACUACAAGAGUACAUAGUUUGAUUACAUGUUAGAGAAUUUUGAUAUAAGUUGGGGCUGCGUUAUUUACAUAGAAAUCAAU
This is a messenger RNA of Fragaria vesca subsp. vesca, 2359 nucleotides long. Its product is annotated as 3-oxoacyl-[acyl-carrier-protein] synthase II, chloroplastic-like. Gene Ontology annotation, cellular component: chloroplast stroma. The transcript has 14 exons. Gene Ontology annotation, molecular function: 3-oxoacyl-[acyl-carrier-protein] synthase activity. The record is from RefSeq and is a predicted model, not a curated record. Gene Ontology annotation, biological process: fatty acid biosynthetic process. The coding region runs from base 368 to 1840 and encodes 490 amino acids. Lineage: Eukaryota; Viridiplantae; Streptophyta; Magnoliopsida; Rosales; Rosaceae.